Molecule: messenger RNA, 2194 nt
Organism: Hypomesus transpacificus
Lineage: Eukaryota; Metazoa; Chordata; Actinopteri; Osmeriformes; Osmeridae
Exons: 5
Source: RefSeq, a predicted model, not a curated record
AGAAAACAACAGCUCACUGAAGAAGACAGCGCUCUCUACAUCUGCAAGAUCAACGGCUCGCUUUACCGACACAUCAGAGUUCAUGUGAAAGGGUGUUCACUGUCAGAUCCAGGUCAAUUGGAGCUGAGGGCUGCGUUUGGCCAGGCUGUCCUCUUGCCCUGCUCUUGUUCUGAUCCUCAGGCCACACCCAGCAGGCUGACCUGGACUGUGGGCAGUCGACUAGGUGUCAUAGAGAUGUGGUCUACCCUGUCAUCUAAAUGGAGUGAUGUCUACCGACACAGGGCUGUCUUCAGCAACAGCACUUCUGGAGACCUUUCUGUCCUUCUCUCCAACUUCACUAAGAGUGAUGAGGGGGUGUAUGUGUGCAAGAUCAUGACUCACAAUAAAACUGAACAAAUGCUCACCUUCCUGUCUGGUCAACAGGAUUCGGUUCCACCUGCAUACUCCCAUAUUGCAGUGCUUCUGUUAUUCACAGUUCCUCUUGCAGUAGGGUUUCACACCUACAAUUCAGUGAGAAAGAAGCAGAGAGGUGAUUCAGCAGAUUCCACAGAGGGACAUGAGAUUGCCAUGGAACUCACCACGUGUGAUGGCGUAGACGUAUCUAGAGUAACCACGAUUCAUAACUUAUAACUCUCACAUCUCGAUCUGCGCAAUAUCUGUCUUGACAGUGUGUUGUGGUGGACCAGACUGGUUAGACUUUCUUUCUUUCUUUCUUUCUUUCUUUCUUUGAUUUCUUUUUUGACACUCUUUUUUGUCUCUGUGAAAGUUUCUACACAAUCUUUACCCUGCUGUAGCAGUGGUUGGGCUACCCAGAGUGGCCCCUGUCACAUGCAGUCUAUAUGUCCUCAAUUAAGCAUGGAGUAUGUGUUACUUGGAGGGUUUGAAUGCACUUUGGAGAAACAAUGAAUGCUUACGAGAUAAAAUGUGUGUUUGCAUAGGAUGUGUUAAAAAUUGCUUCCAUAUGUGUAUUUAGACAGGAUGGAUUAGCAAUAGCUUGCAAUAUGUUUUUAGAACUCUUUUCCAUUCUGUUAUGGAUUAGCAACUGCUUGUUGAUGUGCAUUUUAGAUAUGAUGUGUUACAACGUCUUGCGUAAAGAUGCAGACGGGAGGCAUCAGCUUGUAACCGUUUGCGCAAUUAGUUUAUUGACCUUAUUCUGUCCCGCCCACUUUUCUCAUCUUUUCGCACUUUCGUUGUAUUGUCACUUCCUGUUUACCGGGAGUAUCAUUCAGUUCAAUCGACAACUGUCGGGAAGUCCCGGUGCUCAAAUAUUAAAUAAAUAGGUCGAUUUGUGCCAGAUGUGCUGUGUUCGUGUGCUACAAUAAGUCAGCAAUACACCUUUUCACUGGAUGGCUUGAAAACGACUUAAUGUUUAUAUAAUUCGUUUGCCGGUCAGAUUACUGCGCUAUGCUGUGCAGACAUACAUCAUUAGCCACAAACAUAAGAUGUUCUAACGAUUUCACUGCAGGGUAUGCAUUAUACGUUGUUUGAAAGCUUAGGUCCUGUAGAAUUCAGUCAUCGUGACUUCCGGAAUAAGGUGAAACUGCCUAACAUAGGAUGUGAUUAGAAAACGGAUUGCAUAGAGAGAACAGAGGGGGCCCUAGGUUUUUAGAACACAGGAUAUGUAGAAGUAUAUGUGACCAUAGACAUUAUGUAGGGUGAUUUCAGGUAAUGUGGGACACUUUUUGGUAGAAGCUCCAGUAGACUUACAAAAUAAUUGUUAACUCGCCCCAGUGGUGUUUAUGUAGCCUAAAUCGUUUUAGGACUUAAGAACAUUUUCAUGUUGGAAUGAAAUGGGAAUACACAAUAUUUUAGAAGCUACACACUUUCAAACAUAACAUGACCCCCUCUCUCACUCAGGCAGCAUUUUCAGGUAAUGUGGGACAGUCAUUGUCUGUCAGCCUAGUCUGCUAAUAUUAUAAUAAUUAGUUAACAAUGUUAGGUGCAAGGGUGUGGCAAGAUUAAUUUAGUUGUGGGGGUUGACUUAUACAAUAGGCAUAAAGUGUAACUGAUGGACUAGCGUUAGCGGUCUCGCUUACAAGUCUGAAAGCGCUGGUUCGAUGACAGUGUGAGUUGUUAUUUAGUUGGGAACUUAAGUGCAGUAUGAUGCAUUGGUAUUAAACAUUUGAUAACUGUCGAAUAAAAAAAAAUUAGGGCAUAAACACAGCAUUACUAGAUGUCCCACUUUACCUGAAAA